UGCUGUUGCCGAUACUUCGAGUCAACGACUGCGAGGAUCCGAUCCCGAGCCCGGCUUUUUAAAUCAUAACCAAAAACCAAAUUACAAGAGUGCAAACGUCUGAGAUUAGUGUUUAUAAACAUCGAUGUGUUAUCGUCAUUAUAACGCCAGAAGCAUUGGAAUCACAACCUACUUAUAACUUGGUGUAGUGUAUCAUGGUGGCUAUUAUACUACAGACAAGACUGUAAGCUGAACUCCGGAAUAGCAAUGGCACCUAAAUUGUUGAGGAUUACAAUUAUUCACGUCUUAUUGUGGAACAUUAUAUUUUCUUUAUCUGAGAGUAUUGAAUUAAAUGAAGACAGUAAAUUAUUAUCAAAUAGUUUACGCGAUCGAGUACGGUACACAACACAUAUUUGUGAUCGUUUGAAAAAUUCACCACCGGUUGUUAAUCAUAACAACUAUGAACCUCACUCAGAUGGAGUUGAUAAUUUUGAAAAUCCGGGCUUAGCUAAGGAUUUGAAUGAACCAUCAAAUCCCGUAAAACGGCAUGCUAUCAUACGAUGCUAUAACCGCCUCCCUGCACAGGAAAAUAACGAACCUAAUAAGCCAGAGAUAAUAACAAGCGAGUGGCAAAUGAAGUCUACUCCUGUAAACAACGAGCAUGGCGAUUCGUAUGACCAUUCGAUGGUUCAAAAAUCAAAAGUUGUAGGUAUAAAAGAAAUUGACUUUAAUUCACAGAAAGUGAUUGAUCAAGAACCGUUGUAUCAUACAGUACCAUUUUUACAGAAAGGAAAUCUUAUUGGCAAUAAUCCGAAACACUCACUACUUCAAUUAAGUUUACAAGAUUCGAAAAAUAAAAUAAAAUCAUUAAUUUCGACGCCGCAACACAAGUUAGGCGAAAUAAUAUCAGAUAAAUUAGUCGACGAAAGUCUACAUAACAAACUAGCCCGGCCGUCACUGACUCUCCCAUCACCUCCCAAAUUUAUUAAGUAUCCCGUGAUUAAUCCAUUGAUACAGCCACCUGAAAUACUUACUAAUGUUGAUACACCUGGGUUAAUAACAGAUAGUGACAAGCAGAGUAACCCGUUAAAACCGUCUCCCCUUUUACCAAACAUACCGAAUAAUAAUUUUUACCACAAAGAUUUGACAGUUGAAAACAAACCAUUUUUGUCUCUUCCAUCAAUUCAACUCAACAAGCCGAAACCUGUAGACAUAUUUUAUGACAGACGUGUACCACCUAUCGUUUAUCGGCCUACAGUUUCUCAGUACGUGCAAACUCCUGUCAUCAAACCAAUACUUCCACCAAUUCUGGUGCAAAAAGAAGUAUCGUAUCCUUCAAAAAACGAACAAGCACAGGCCAAUAUUGGUUUGCAAUCACAAUAUCCUAAAAUAAUCAAGAACGGCAUUGCUGAAUUAACGUCUCAACCAAUCCUAAUUGAAAAAGAAAAUCCAAUAUUAUCUUUCCCACUUAAAAAACCACAGGAGUUAAUUGGUUCGUCACCUACUCAAUUUGUAAAGACUUCUGAUAUAGAAACAUUUAAGCCAAUUACAAUCGAAAAAAAAGUUUCAAUAUAUUUGCCAUAUAAAAAACAACAGGGAUUAAUUGAUUUGUCACCGCCUACCCAAUUUACUUCUGACACAGAAACGGCACAUAAACCAAUUACGAUCGAAAAAGAAGUACAAAUAUCAGAGCCAAAAGAACAAAAACAACCUAUAGUCGAUUUGCCACCACAAGCUCCACAGCUUAUAAAUACUCCUGUCAAAGAAUCAAUAUAUCAGGAAACUCCAGGGCAAACUAUAGUAUCAGUAAAUGUGCCGUACGAGGAAAAACCAUCAAUAGUUGGUUUGACUUCACCUCCUCGGAUAACCGAGCCUUUCAGCAGUGAAUCAACAUCACAAAUAAUGCCCAGUGAAAAUGAAUUUUCAAUGUCCAGUGCGUAUGAACAACAACAGCCAAUAGCUAAUUUUUCGCCACCUCCACCUCCACAACUUCAACAAAUUAAAAUACAAAAGGAAAUAUCCAUACCUUUAUCAUAUCAACAACAAAUGGAUGUUGCACCUAUAAAAGUAGUCAAAACUAUCAACACUGAAUUAAUAUCUCAAAAAAAAAAUGCAUUUUAUAAUCAACAACAACCAAUAAUUUUGCCAUCGCCUCCUCCACUAACCAAGACUACAACUUUGGCUAUUAAUUAAAAAUACAUUUUAGUAAUAAAUAUAAAUAUAUUAAUUAAUUUGUCACAAUUUUCAAAAUAUCAAUAUUUUUGAUUUGAAUCACUAUGUCAAUCUAUUCCAAUAGAGAAAAAUGUAUUAAUGUUUACACGAGUUUGUAUUACAAAUCUUAAUCAGUUAUUAUUAGUUUAGGCAUUACUCAUCACUUACAAAUCUAACCAAGAUUUCAGCAAUCAGAGAACAUUUAAAAUAAAAACAUUUGUAUAACUUGUAAUAUAUAAAAUAUUUAUAGAUUUCAAUUUUUGAACACGUUAUACGUUUAUAAUGUAUUACCUACACACUUUUAUAUAAAUUGUUGUUUAUGGAGCAUUA
Messenger RNA from Acyrthosiphon pisum (pea aphid), 2520 nucleotides. RefSeq names its product proline-rich extensin-like protein EPR1. Lineage: Eukaryota; Metazoa; Arthropoda; Insecta; Hemiptera; Aphididae. Bases 247 to 2172 code for a protein of 641 amino acids. The transcript has 3 exons. The record is from RefSeq and is a predicted model, not a curated record.